This is a messenger RNA of Capronia epimyces CBS 606.96, 1218 nucleotides long. RefSeq lists its product as uncharacterized. Gene Ontology annotation, molecular function: signaling receptor binding. Lineage: Eukaryota; Fungi; Ascomycota; Eurotiomycetes; Chaetothyriales; Herpotrichiellaceae. The transcript has a single exon. Bases 1 to 1218 code for a protein of 405 amino acids. The record is from RefSeq and is a predicted model, not a curated record. Gene Ontology annotation, biological process: protein import into peroxisome matrix, docking. Gene Ontology annotation, cellular component: peroxisomal membrane; peroxisomal importomer complex.
AUGGCAGACCAAGAUCCGAAAAAGGAGCCCUCCAUCCCCGAAUGGCAGUUACCUCGCCCACCCCGACAGGAAGAAAGCAGCACUCCUCCCAAUGACCAACCUUCCUUGAGCCAAGAUACCUCCCAGUUCUCUCCAACCACGGAACUCCCUCUACUCGAGCAAGCGCGAAGAUUUCUCGAAGAUGACUCAAUCCGCAACGCCUCAAGAGAGCGCAAAGUUGCUUUCCUCCAGAAGAAGGGCCUUCGAGCUGUCGACAUAGAGACGCUGCUCGAUCCAGAACAAAGCUCAUCCCCAUCUCCUGACCCCGAACUUCCGUCAGAAUUGAAAACUGUGCAUGAUAACAGUCAGGGACUGAGUCAAAGAGAAGUCGGGAUGGAACACCGCCCUGCCACACCUCCCACUGAAGCAAGACAAUCGGCCGAGGCUGCGCCCAAGCGAGAGAUACCUCCAAUAAUUACAUAUCCAGAAUUCCUGCUGAAGCCUCAGAAACCUCCUCCGCUGGUCACCUUCGAGCGCCUCGCGAACGCGAUGUAUGUCUUUGCCGGUGUAUCAGCACUUACAUACGGCGCCAGCGAGUACAUUGUGCGACCGAUGCUAGAGACGUUGACGCAGGCGCGGCACGAACUAGCUGAGACCGCGAAGGCAGACCUAGAGACACUGAGCCAAAAGCUCGAGUCGACCGUAUCUCAUGUCCCCUACUUCGCAAGCAGCACAAUUCUGCAGAAAAAGAAAGAACAAGACGAUGACCUUGACUCUAUUGACUCUGACCCAACCGAACUAUUUCACAGAGACAUUGCGACACAAACAUCGCCAUUACGGUCGCGCUCCUCCUCCGCCUCCUCGUUGCCUGAUGCUUCCGCCCACGAUCCCACCGUGGCACAAGCUUCCCGCUUGAAGUCCCUCCACGGCAAUCUCUCGUCCCUCUUGACCUCCACAACGACGCACUUUUCGCAGGACCGUCUCAAGGACCAAAUGUCUCAGUUUCAGGCUGUACUCGACAAGUUGGAGGCGAGCUACAACCCGUUCCAGAUCGAUUAUGGCAGCAGCUUCGCAACCUACGGUGUGACAGACGACAAGAAUAAACCUAAGAACCCUGCUUCAGACUCCCAGGCGUCCAAGUUCAAGGCAGAGAUCAGGUCUUUCAAGGGGACGCUUCUGAGCUCGAGGAAUUUCCCGACAGCGAGACCUGCAGCCCCGUUUUCCUUGCCUUCAAGGUGA